Metschnikowia bicuspidata var. bicuspidata NRRL YB-4993 is the source of this 843-nucleotide messenger RNA. RefSeq lists its product as uncharacterized. The annotation marks the transcript as partial. Gene Ontology annotation, biological process: meiotic cell cycle; positive regulation of transcription by RNA polymerase II. Gene Ontology annotation, cellular component: nuclear chromosome. Gene Ontology annotation, molecular function: DNA binding; DNA-binding transcription factor activity. NCBI's taxonomy places the organism in Eukaryota, Fungi, Ascomycota, Pichiomycetes, Serinales, Metschnikowiaceae. The transcript has a single exon. The record is from RefSeq and is a predicted model, not a curated record.
AUGUCGCCCACCCCUGCCCCAGACGCCCGGGAGGCCCCGGCCCCGCCCGAGGGCGCGUCUCUAAACCAGCGCCGUUUGGCGCCCCGCUCCAGUAACCAGUUCCGGGUCGGCCCGCCGUUUUCGGCCACUACCGCCGGCGCUCGUCUUGUUGCCUCGGGACACGAACACGUGGAGCCGCGAAUAUCUGCCCGGCUCGACCGCGGGUUCGACAUGAUCGACGGCGAGUGGAUCGGGUACAAACGAAACUACUUCACGUUGGUGGCCGCGUUCCAGUUCGUGGACCUCCCGCCGGACGCCACGGCCACCGAGUCGUUUUCGUACGUGGACGGCGCGGGCGAGCCGCGGCCCGUCCGCGCCUUCAAAAUCCUGCUCACGUCCGUGUGCCUCGAGGACAGUUCCACGGCCGUGACACUUGUCCAGCACACGGCCAAACGGGACCGGGGCCCGCAGAGCUCGCCACCGUUGUACUACGCCGUGCCGGGCGACUUGCCGGCGCACAGCACCAUGAAGCUGGUGGCCAACAUCCGCAACGGCGACAAGAUCGACCGGUGCAACCGGCUCUUCUACCUCCUGAAGGAGGACCACCAGCGCGCCGCGGAGUCCAGCCCUCACUGCGUGCUUGCCACGUACCCGAGGGACUGCGACAUCUCGCUCGUGGCGCGCUAUGAGCGCAUCCAGUUUCUGUCUGCGGGCUGCGGCAACCGCAAGCUGGCCAGCACCAACAACAAGCACUAUGUGCUCGUGGUGCAGCUCCUCGGCGUCACGGACCUGGGGCUGCACGUGGUGCUUGCUUCCUCGCAGUCGCCGCCCUUGAUAGUCCGCGGCCGCUCGCCGUCAAACUAC